AUGGAAACACAAAUACCUGAUAACGAUGUUAAUAAGAUAAUAACUCAAAUAAAUAAUAAGAAAGAAAGAGAAGCUGAAGAUGAAUGUGAAUUUCCUUUAUACAAAAAAAUAAAAAAAAAACACUAUAAUUAUGAAAAUAACUCGAACAAUUUUAUAUUAACCAAUCCAACAUACACACAACAAUUUAGUUCGAUAUAUAACAUACGAAUAAAUAUAAUGCGAAAAUUAUUAAUGAAAACGAUAGAAAAGUUAAAUGUAGGAAUAAGUGAUGAUUCAAAGGGGAUUAUAAAGCAGGAAGUUAAAGAACCCGAAAAUGGGCAGAAAAGUAAAGGAGGUGAAAAUGAGCAAGUUAAAGUUUUACAAUAUUUGAAAGAUAUUAAGAUUAACGAAAAAUGUUAUUGUAUUGGUACCAUUUUUAAAAAAAUGGAUUUAAGGCCAUCAAUUUUAAAAGAAUAUAUUAGUGAACUUGACUAUCUUGAUACAGUAAUAAAUUAUUCACAAUAUCAAGAUAUUUUAUUUUUAGAAGAUGAAACAGCACGAUUAAAAUUAGAAGGAAAUAUAAAUAGCGAUAAUUAUGUUACAGGAUUAACUAUAAUUAUAAAGGGUGUUGGUAUGAGCAAUGGUUCGUUAUAUGUAGAAGAAUUAAUAUAUUCAUAUUUACCAAAAAUAGAAAUUCCCAAAUGCAUUAGUAAUGAUGAUAAAUAUAUAUUAUUUGUAUCAGGAUUAUAUAUAAGUGAACAAAAUACAAAUAUAAAUAAUAUAUCAUUAUUAAGAAAUUUUAUAUUAGGAUUACAUGGGGAUAAAUUUAUAUCUCAAAAUUUAAUCAGAUUAGUUAUAGUUGGUAAUUCGCUUGGAAAUAUAAAUAGUGAUGUAAAUGAUAUAAAUGUAAUUGAUACAUUUUUAUCAUCUUUAUGCUCAUCAGUAUAUGUUGAUUUAAUGCCAGGAGAAAAAGACCCAAGUGAUGCUAUUUUGCCUCAACAACCAUUUCCAAAUAUGUUUUUUAAAAAAUCCAAAAAAUAUGAUUCUUUUCAAUGUGUUACAAAUCCAUAUAUGUUUUCAAUUGAUAAUGUAAAUAUAUGUUGUAUGUCUGGUGAGCCAGUUAAUAAUAUUAUUUCUUAUUCUAAAGUUACUAAAUUAGAUGCCCUUAAAAUGAUAGCAAAAAGCAGAAUAUUAUCUCCCACUUCACCAGAUACAUUAGGAUGCUACCCAUAUAUAGAUAAUGAUCCAUUUUGUAUUAAAGAUGAUAAUAUUUAUCCACAUAUUUUUGUAAAUGGAAAUUGCUCAAAAUUAGAAAUGCAAUACUUAGAAAAUGAAAAAAAACUUCCUUUUUUGGUUUGUCUACCAGAUUUUAGUAUCACACCUAAAGCAUUAGCUAUUAAUAUCAAAAAUAUGGAAUAUAAAAUUAUAUCCUUCAAUAUUCAAGAAGGGGAAUAA
Molecule: messenger RNA, 1434 nt
Organism: Plasmodium berghei ANKA
Lineage: Eukaryota; Apicomplexa; Aconoidasida; Haemosporida; Plasmodiidae
Product: DNA polymerase delta small subunit, putative
Exons: 1
Coding region: 1-1434 (477 amino acids)
Biological process (GO): DNA replication; DNA strand elongation involved in DNA replication
Cellular component (GO): delta DNA polymerase complex
Molecular function (GO): DNA binding
Source: RefSeq, a predicted model, not a curated record